This is a messenger RNA of Papilio machaon (common yellow swallowtail), 1104 nucleotides long. RefSeq lists its product as uncharacterized. The record is from RefSeq and is a predicted model, not a curated record. Lineage: Eukaryota; Metazoa; Arthropoda; Insecta; Lepidoptera; Papilionidae. The transcript is spliced from 7 exons. The coding region runs from base 44 to 1081 and encodes 345 amino acids.
AAUAAACAAAGUAAUAAUUAAUACUUUGAUAGAAAAUUUACCCAUGGAAAUGUUGUCUCCCUUAGUAGAGACAGCGCCGCGACCCACGUAUAUGUCACGGGGAAGAUGUUUUUUUGAUUCAAAAGCAUUCCAAACACUAGUGAAGUGUGUCAUGGCAAUCGUUGUAAACAUUCCGAGGAUUUCUAUGAAAAAAAAAUUAUGUGACAAAGGCACUCAAACGGAAAUAGUUUUUAAAGAACCACCGGUCGUAGAUACCAAAACUACGCAAACAGACGCUGAGUCAGUCUCAGCACCUAGAGUUAAAAUAAACACACGUUCGAAUAAAGUGCAUCAAAGGAAGGAGUCGAAUAAGGAACAAACUGCACGGUAUUAUCAAAAUGUACACGCAUCUAACCAAACCGCAAAUGUUUAUAACAAUCAACAAGAACAGUUUUAUGAUAACCAGCAACUAUACCCACAAUUACCAGUGGAGCAGAGCUAUGUUCUGCAGACUCCUGAGUUGAACAGAAACAAUAUGCAGCCUCAAAUGAUGCAAUAUGGAAUGCCUCAAACAAAUGCUAUGAUGCAGGCAAUGGAAUCAGGCAGUAAUGGAGUUCAAACGAUGCAAGCGGUAAAUCAAUAUGGAAUACCUCAUACUCAAACUGCAAAUACUAUGAUGCAGAGAACUGACUGUGGCAUGAGUGGGAUGCAAAUGCCGCAACCUGGAAUACCUCAACACGACUCCUCAGCUGUACCUCAGAGAGCGGAUGCCUGCAGAAAUAGAAUGCAAACAAUGAUGCAAGCUAGAUCAUAUCAUCAUGCCAACGCAACUGUGAUGGCGGCUGUUAAUCCAACAUACUACAAUCACCACAAGUCUGCGAACGUACUGAGGCAGGAGAUACCAAGAGAGAUACCAAGAGAGAUACCAAGAGAGAUACCACGAAGCAAACCUGUGAUGCAGACCGGACAUCGCGCUGUCCCGUCGACAGGUCGCGGCCGUCGAACUCAUGGUUACUACACAGCUACCAACCCUCCUUACCCUAUAUAUCCUCAAUGGCAAAUGCCCGCCUACCAAGAUCAGUUCUGUAAUAAUAAUAAUUAAAAAUUCAAUUGAUAAACCAAUGA